Messenger RNA from Talaromyces proteolyticus, 2632 nucleotides. Its product is annotated as fungal-specific transcription factor domain-containing protein. The record is from RefSeq and is a predicted model, not a curated record. Lineage: Eukaryota; Fungi; Ascomycota; Eurotiomycetes; Eurotiales; Trichocomaceae. The transcript has 4 exons. Gene Ontology annotation, molecular function: DNA-binding transcription factor activity, RNA polymerase II-specific; zinc ion binding; DNA binding. The coding region runs from base 367 to 2538 and encodes 723 amino acids. Gene Ontology annotation, biological process: regulation of DNA-templated transcription; DNA-templated transcription.
AUGAUCGGGGAGUCGGUCCGUCGUAUUAUCUGGUCUGUGAAUGGUCUUGUAUUUGAUGCGGAAAUAGUCAACUCUUAGGAUUUUUCUUCGCCCAGAGCUUGAAGGUGUCCUUUCUAAUGCUAUAAUUCUAGAAUUUACCCACUUUUGUGCCUUGAUAAAGAAAAUAUAAACAUGAGUCCAAUAGUGGACAAUCUUAUAGAUAUUGUCGGUCUUCGGCUGCCGGAAGCCGGGCAGGUUGCCGCACCCGACAACCAUCACUUACAAUAAGGCUCUACGUGAUAGUUGUAUUCUACAUUAACCACAUCCCAAGAUGUGAAGCAAUAUGCUCUAUAAUCUCGUCUACAGGUCAUACUACAGUAAGUCAUAAUGUCAGCGCCGCCAGCUUCAUCGCAUAUCCACAGCCGAAAGCGUCCGAUUAGCAACGACGCCGACAUUGCAUCGUUUCGCGCAUGCGACCAAUGUCGGAGCCGCAAGAUCAAAUGUGAUCGCCAGCAGCCCGAAUGUUCCAACUGUCGCAAGGCUGGAAUGGUGUGCGAUUUCUCAGACGCAAUGAAACGCGUCAAUCAUGCAAAGCGCCUACAUGAUGAAUUCUCCAGCGUAACAUCCCGGUUGGAUCGUGUUGAGGCAGCAUUGUCCAAGCUGCCUGAGCAAAUAGCUCGUUAUUUACCGUCCCAAGGGUACGGGCCUACAUCCCUGGCUCCGAUGAAGAACAGUCGCCCAGCACCUCAAAUCCACGGUGGAGAGCUAGGCUCUAUUCUAGCUAUCCAGGCAAUAGAUGAUAGCACCGCAUUGGAGACACCUAAAAAAUGGCAGCCUAAAUUCGAAAGGAUACAGAUCGCCCAGGGUGGAGAGCGCAUUUUCGGAUACCCUGCAGCAGUGACUCUUUUCAUAUCUACAAAAAGGCAGGUAGAAAAAGCAGUAACUGAGACUGGCAAAGACCAUUCCUCAAACGACGACUACUUAACGGCUCUCGCCCGUGAGAAGCACUAUGUUCAAACCGAGUUUCGCAAACUGUUGCAAACCUUUCCUUGCAAUGAUCCUUGCCAUGAGCCCCUCACGAAACCCGAUGACAGGGCGAUUAGCACGCCGCCGAGAAUAUUGCUUGAACCUGCUCUACCGUUCUUUCUAAAAAAUUUUAACGUACAUAUUCCGAUAUUCGACGAGGAAGAUCUCCGGAACAUGAUUGAUGAGCAUUACCAGCAGAAGAAUGAUAGUCGUUCCCGUGUUGCCAGGUCACUGAUCCUGAAUAAUAUAAUUUUACUUAGUCUCACUCUAGGAACCCAGACAAAUACAGAAACAGAUUCGCAUAUGGGAACAAUGGGCGAAGACUUGAUCCCGUCGUUCCGGAAAAACUGCGAUAGGGCAUUGGCCAAUCUAUUUGAAUUUAACGGGCCUCGUCAGCGUAACGUCCAGGCCCUGGUGACCCUUGCAUUGGUCGCACGCGUUUGCUAUGGGUGCUCUGUUUUUGAAAGGGUCUGUCAGAUGGCCUGCCAAGUAGCACGCUCUAUAGGUCUCAACCGUGGCCAACGGCCAUCAGCGGCAUCGUGGGAUCAAAUGUGCCACCAAGAGCGACUAUUUUGGGCGAUAUAUAUGCUUGACAAGCAAAGAGUCUUUCUGAAUGGCCAGCCCUGCGAUUUAUACCUAUUCGACUCUGACCUCCAACUUGCCCAUUGUAGCGAGAACGCUACGUAUCAUCAGCGCCUGAAUGCUGCACACGUACAUAUGAUGACCAUCUGGGAAGAAAUCUUCAUUGCGCUUUACUCCUGUCGUGGCGCACGGGCGAGUUAUUCUCAUCGUAAUCACCAAGCCGACAAGUUACGAAAUUGCAUCAACGAGUGGGGCAUUCAACAUCAUGACUUGCUUAGGGAAGGGGGCCCUACAACCGGAAGUCUCCUCGGCAGCGAUUCUUUACAGAUAGAAUUGAAAUAUGGCUAUCAUGUGACGCAAGUUCUUAUUAAUCGCUGUGACGUGCUGGAAGCCAACCAGGGGCGAACGAUCACCCAUGCACGCACCGCGCUUCAACUCUUAACGUCACUUAACAAUUUAGAAUCUUUAGAAACCGAUCAUCUAGUAGCUAUAUCUAGAAUGCAUCGCAAUUACCCCCCGGAGGAGGAUAUCAGGCUUCUUCAAGCUGUCGAACAAAGUUUUCUUCUGAUCCAUCAAUCACAGUUCCCAUGCUAUCAAGAACGGCUCUUCCAAGGACUCCGCUGGUGUAUUCGUACGUUGAAUAUCGUCUAUGAGGCUGUGAAUACCACCGACCGAAACCCUAUCCUCGGGCAACAUUCAUCAAACGAGAAUUCCACAGCAUCAGACAUGACUUUAACUGACGGUUGCUUAUAUGUGCCUUUUCGAGAGGCUGCCACUGUAGAUCACCAAUUAUCUUGGGGUGAUGAGAUGUUGCAAAACGGUUUGGGGAAUGCAACGAUACCUGACGUGUCAUUCGAAACUGGAUUUCUCGACUUUGAUUUCUAUCAACGCCUCUUUCAGCAAGAAUCCUGGGAUCUGUCUACAUCGCUCGACCCGUCUGCAAAUAGAUAGUUUCGUUUUUGACACAGCACUUAUUUGUUUGUAUUUAGCGUAUUAUACGGCAAUGGAAUAGUAAUGCUAGAAGAGGAGUCUUUGUCUGUUGACG